This is a messenger RNA of Mauremys reevesii (Reeves's turtle), 2771 nucleotides long. It is a transcript of the gene HRG, whose product is annotated as histidine rich glycoprotein. Gene Ontology annotation, molecular function: zinc ion binding; serine-type endopeptidase inhibitor activity; cysteine-type endopeptidase inhibitor activity. The coding region runs from base 85 to 2529 and encodes 814 amino acids. The record is from RefSeq and is a predicted model, not a curated record. Gene Ontology annotation, biological process: regulation of platelet activation; heme transport; negative regulation of endopeptidase activity. The transcript has 7 exons. NCBI's taxonomy places the organism in Eukaryota, Metazoa, Chordata, Testudines, Geoemydidae. Gene Ontology annotation, cellular component: endolysosome; blood microparticle; extracellular region.
UUCAUGGGCAUUUCUGAUGUAAACCCAAAUUACAGGCUUUAGCAAAGCAAAGAGAGGAGAAAGUGAUCUCCUAUUUUAAACAAAAUGAAGCUGCUGUCUACAGCGCUCUGUCUCACAUUGUUGCUCUGCUCUGAUGCGCAAAGCCAAAUACCUGUAACUUCUGCAGACUGUGACACAGUUGAAACUGAUGCAGGUGUGGCCCUGGAUUUGAUCAAUAAAGACCGCAGAGAUGGCUACAUUUUUACUCUGUUCCGUGUUGCUGAUGCCCAUGAACAACAGACAGGGAAUUCAUCAGUCUUUUAUUUGACUUUGGAUGUGCUGGAAACCCAGUGCUCUGUAUUAUCCAGGAGACAUUGGAAGACCUGUAAACUCCCACAAAUGGUAUUUGGACAAUGUAAAACUAUUGUGUAUAUAAACAGACAGUUGAAGAAAAAAAUACUGCAUGGCUAUAACUGCACAGUGAGUCCAGAUCAUUCACAGUUAUACAAGUGUGAACACUGCCCUGGAAGAGCAACAGCCUUAGAAGACAAUGAGCAGCACAGAGGGAACGCUGAGAGAGCCCUGGAGAGGUACAAUGAAGAUAGUAACCACACACAGUAUUUCAAGGUGGAUAAAGUACAAAGAGCUACCAUGCAGAUCACACCUCAUGCAGGAUACUUUGUCGAAUUUACUAUAAAAGAGACCUGCUGCUCCAAAUCCACACCACAUGCAAAUGUAUCUGAAUGUGAAUUUCUGCAUGACAAAUAUGCUCACGUGGGAUUCUGCAGGGGGAAAUUUGCGAGUGACACAAAAAAUCCUGAUGUACUUGAGAUAUCCUGUGAAAUCUACGGUCCCUGGUGUGACAGACCUUCCUUCCACCAUCACCCCCGCUCCGGAGAACAUCAUCACCACCACCACUUCUCUGGGAAAGGACAUCCCCCUGUAGGUCCAUCACACAGACAUCAUCAUCAUCCCGGCUUUGGCCCUGGACAUACUAACAGACAUUACCAUAGAUGCCCACCACCUCCUGAAAAUAGGGUCCUCCACCGUGAAGGAUCUGAACAUCAUCACAAUUUCUCUGGAGAGGAACAUCAGCAUGGGCCUCCUCAUCUUUCUCCAUCGGGUCCUCAUUAUUCUCCCCCACCCCCUGGCACACCACAUCACAGACAUCACCAUCCCGGCUUUGGCCCUGGACAUCCUAAAAGACGUUACCAUGGAUGCCCACCACCUCCUGAAAAUAGGGUCCUCCACCCUGAAGGAUCUAAACAUCAUCACAAUUUCUCUGGAGAGGAACAUCAGCAUGGGCCUCCUCAUCUUCCUCCAUCGGGUCCUCAUUAUCCUCCCCCACCCCCUGACACACCACAUCACAGACAUCACCAUCCCGGCUUUGGCCCUGGACGUCCUAAAAGACGUUACCAUGGAUGCCCACCACCUCCUGAAAAUAGGGUCCUCCACCCUGAAGGAUCUAAACAUCAUCACAAUUUCUCUGGAGAGGAACAUCAGCAUGGGCCUCCUCAUCUUCCUCCAUCGGGUCCUCAUUAUCCUCCCCCACCCACUGGCACACCACAUCACAGACAUCACCAUCCCGGCUUUGGCCCUGGACAUCCUAAAAGACGUUACCAUGGAUGCCCACCACCUCCUGAAAAUGGGGUCCUCCACCCUGAAGGAUCUAAACAUCAUCACAAUUUCUCUGGAGAGGAACAUCAGCAUGGGCCUCCUCAUCUUCCUCCAUCGGGUCCUCAUUAUCCUCCCCCACCCCCUGGCACACCACAUCACAGACAUCACCAUCCCGGCUUUGGCCCUGGACGUCCUAAAAGACGUUACCAUGGAUGCCCACCACCUCCUGAAAAUAGGGUCCUCCACCCUGAAGGAUCUAAACAUCAUCACAAUUUCUCUGGAGAGGAACAUCAGCAUGGGCCUCCUCAUCUUCCUCCAUCGGGUCCUCAUUAUCCUCCCCCACCCGCUGGCACACCACAUCACAGACAUCACCAUCCCGGCUUUGGCCCUGGACAUCCUAAAAGACGUUACCAUGGAUGCCCACCACCUCCUGAAAAUAGGGUCCUCCACCCUGAAGGAUCUAAACAUCAUCACAAUUUCUCUGGAGAGGAACAUCAGCAUGGGCCUCCUCAUCUUCCUCCUCCACCUGGUCCUCAUUAUCCUCCCCCUCCUUAUGGUUGCCAUCACCACCAUAGACAUAUCCAUCUACACCAUCAGGGGUCUAGCAAUUUUUCCCAGGAAAGAAGAGGAGAUGAGGGCAGCUCCUCAGAAGAGCACAUUUCAUCCAAAACACCUCAUCCUUUCCAUAAAAGACAGGUUGGAUCCAUCCAUCACAUUCCAGUUUUAAAUCAGCAUGAUGUCCUCCCAGCUCCUGUUGCAAACUUCCCUGACUCUCCGCCAGCUCCCCGGGAUCCAUUUUGCAAAUAUUUAAGUGAGAAACCAGCAAUUCAGCCUUUUCCACAAGCCCCUUCAGAAUCUAAAUCAUGCCCAGGAAAACCCAACUAUGAUCUGCCAGACCUUUUGCCUUUAUUUCCCCAUAGAUCUACACAGUGAAUGUUUUUCUUUUAAUUGAAAUGCUCAUCAUUCCAAGCCCUCAAUCAGUGUAAUCUGGUCUCGCUCCAUUGAUUUCAGUGGUGCUAUACUGAUUUAUACGUAGCCCCAAAGAUGUAACAUGGAGAAAGAAAAUAUUAAACUACAAUUUUUCAUAGUGAAAAUUAGAAUACAUGCUUCUAUAUACAUGUGUGGUAUAGUGCUUUUGACAAAUGCAUCUAUUGCAAAUUCAUGCCCAUAAAGCU